Messenger RNA from Cydia splendana, 5539 nucleotides. RefSeq names its product phosphatase and actin regulator 4. The coding region runs from base 167 to 1930 and encodes 587 amino acids. Gene Ontology annotation, biological process: actin cytoskeleton organization. Gene Ontology annotation, molecular function: actin binding. Lineage: Eukaryota; Metazoa; Arthropoda; Insecta; Lepidoptera; Tortricidae. The record is from RefSeq and is a predicted model, not a curated record. The transcript has 14 exons.
CGUUAAGUGAGGGUGUAAACAUGUAUUUAAUGUGUUUUCAUUAUUUUGAUUGAAUAGUUUUUCAUAUAUUUCAUACAUUUACUUUAACUUUGGGCAAAUGUGUAUAAAAUGUACUUAUGCAAUUCAACUUUCAACCAAUUUUUAGUUAUUAAAGUGAAACCUUUCAAUGGCUAGUGACAGCGACAAAAGUUCGAAUAAUCUUGAUUUGGAUGGAUAUUUGAAAAACAACAAGAAACAAGGGAGUGGUGGAAAUAUUGGUGACAGCGGUGACAAAACAAACCUGGGUAUUCCCCCAGUUGGCAAAGGCGGACGGCAUUUGUCCAUACCCUUUGAUUCAGCGACUGCUAAUGGUGAUUUAACCAAGAAACAAAAUGGCACAACAGUGCGCACCAACAGCCUGGGGUCGGGCGCGCGAACGCCGCCGGUGGAGCGGACCAAGUCCAAGUUCUCGGCCCUCGGUAGGCUCUUCAAACCUUGGAAGUGGAAACGGAAAAAGAAGUCGGAGAAGUUUGAAGCAGCCUCUAGAACUUUAGAAAGGAAGAUAUCCGUCCGAGCAAAUAGAGAUGAGCUUGUGCAGAAAGGGAUCCUCCUGCCGGAGAGUCCCUGCGCGCCGGUCCCCGAAGCUAAUGAAGACUCCCCCACAUACGAAGAGGCGGCGCGCGCCGAGCAGAAUGUGAUGGACCGCGGCAUCAGCAACGCGCACGCCGCGUUGCAGGCGCAGCUCGCGUCGCAGCUGCAGCACCAGCAGGCCGCGCUCGCCAGCGCGCUCGCCGCCGCGGCCGCGCACCACUCCAUACACAACAACAACAUAGAACCAAAGAAAGACAAAUUGGAAAAUGGCGGCGAGCUGAUGAGGCCCGAGCGUCCGAACUCCUUGACAGCAGGCAAGCACACGCGGCGGAUAUGUUAUCAAGGAGACGUAGUAGGCGGUUACGGGGAGCCCGGCGGCGACGAACAACUAGUGCUGUCCGAGCUGCCGGAGCCGCCGAUCGCGCUGUCGGAGAUCGGGCCCAUCCCGCCGCCGCCCAUGUUCAGCUCGCCCAGCCCCACACGCCACCAUCACCAGCACCAGCAGCAUACGCACGAGGACUCCGAGGACGAGGACGACGCGGACUCGGAAGAGGAGCUCCCAGUAACGGACACGUCUCGCGUGGAGGAGAUCCCGCCGAAGGAGCCUAGCUUCAACGCCGUGCCUCUCAAGUCGGCGCUCAAGAAGCGGACCGGCGACGCCGGCACGCCGCUCGCCACGCCGCUAGCGCCCCGCCAAGAUCACCACCAUGCUAGCUUCAAACGGCCGCCGCCGAAGCCGAGGGCCAGAUUCUGCAGUCGGCCGGUGCGGGUGGGCAACGCCAUGGAAAACAAGGAGAACGCUCGGCCGUGGGAGGGCGCGGGCGAGUACCGAGAGGAACACGCCACUGAAUCUGACCGCGUCGCCGCCAAGCUCGCGCGCAAGGAGAGCCUCAACAUCAAGCUCGCGCUGCGGCCCGACCGGCAGGAGCUCAUUAACAGGAACAUCCUGGUGGUGCAGAGCGAGUGCGAGCGGCAGGAGUCGUGGGAGGCGAUCGGCGCGCGCCUCAUCCGCCGCCUGUCCAUGCGCCCCACCGCCGAGGAGCUCGUCGAGAGGAAUAUACUCAAAAGUCAAUCACCUGCUGAGGAAAAGAAACAGAAAGAAGAAAAGAAACGGUAUCUUCUUCGUAAGCUUAGCUUUCGACCGACCGUCGACGAGCUCAAGGAGAAGAAGAUUAUACGUUUCAGUGACUACAUUGAGGUUACACAGGCCCACGACUACGACCGGCGCGCGGACAAGCCGUGGACGCGGCUGACGCCGCGCGACAAGGCCGCCAUCCGCCGCGAGCUCAACGAGUUCAAGAGCUCCGAGAUGGCCGUGCACGAGGAUAGCAAACACCUCACGAGGUUCCACAGACCAUGACGGCUGUGCACGGAGCUGGCCCCGCGCCGCCGCGGUUGAGGCGGUCGUGACGGUAACAUGACUGACGUAUCCACUGACAUUACUGACCCGCGCCGGGACCCGGCCCGCGCAGCAGCCGGCCCGCAUCGGUAAAGUGUUGAUUAUUCUAAAGUUACGUUGUACCGCCAUUCUAAACUUACGUUUUGUAUAUGCGUCCCGUGAGUGCAAUCUUGUUUUAAUUGACUUUUUAUUGUAAUCCUAGUUAUUGCCGAGUACAAUUUUAUUACUUUAAUGGUAUCGUUUUAUGUUAAGUCGUAUUCUAAGCGUACCUAUACAUUCUUUGAAUUGACCUUCGCGAAAGGUUAGUGAUACUGAUUAUUAUGAUGGAGAUUAUGUGCUUGAAGCUCGGUGUAUGUGAGAUUUUUUGAAAUGUGAAACGUAUCCAUCAUAUGUAGAUUUGUGAUUUUUUUCUUAUAUAGCUAUUAGCUCCGUAGUCAUUAAGCUAGAUUCGAUUUAAAUCAUAUUUAUUUCACAUAUAUUUUUAUGGUCACAAUAAAUUUUAACUAAUAAUUUGAAAAUUAGAGCUUUAUUGAGGGCGUACAUUUUAAAUUUAACUUUGGUCGCGUGUCUUAUUGUUGUUGAAAGCAAUUUUAAAACUAUGGCCAUGAGAUACUGCCACUAAUUUAAACUGUUUUGUCGUGAAACGUUUGUAGUUCAUUUAAAAAGGCAAUGUGAUAUCGCCUGCGACGUAAUCGCAGUUAGCUUGUUGCAUUACACUGUUCAACACAAACGAACCUACAUGUACCGUAUACAAGACUUUGCGUAGGGAUGUAGGUGUUAUAUUGGUAUACUGGUGUCAAUCAAUAAAUAUAAUCCAACUAACGUAGGUUUCAAAAUUUGGAUUCCACAAUUGACUUAAACAUUCGAGAGAUUGAGAAGUGCUUCCAGAUGCUGUGUAAUGUAACAAUAAACAAAUUAGAACAUAGAUGCCAAUAAUAAUGUAACUUCAAAAAGUAUUUAGUUAUUCUUUUUUUUAUAUUGAUAUCAAAUUUCGAACUCGAGCAUUCCUUUAAUCGAAAAUGUCGUAGCUAACCACCCAACAUUUAUUUCCAUUUUUAUGGAUGGUUAUAUAUGUAGCUUUGAACAUUCGCUUAGUAACUACGACACAGCGACUGAACUUGGAGAUCCUUCUCACUUGAGAAUUUAAGGAAUAAGUAGUAAAUCGACGACAUAUUUUAGUACAGGGAAAUGCACAGUGAUUACAAAACGCACAGACAGCGUACUGUAAAAGUUCACGUUAUCAUAGCUAAGAAGAAACUCGUUCUAGGGGGCGCGAGGUAACAGAUCUCUUAUCAUAGACAAUUGGUAGCACAGGCAAAUCGGCGGGAACAACUUGUUAAACAUCUUGACGCUCUAUCUUAGGACUAGCGUUGAACGAAGUAUUGCGUAAAGGACUUAGUAAAUUGAUCGAAUAAGCUCGUAUAAAGUUGUAGAUGUUAAAUUAAUAUAAAUGCGCCUUCUGACAUUACAUUAUUAUCGUUUUGUACUGUAUCAACGGUACGUUGUAAUUGAAGUACCUUUUCAUUUCCUCGAGAACGUUUGUAUCGUCUAAUAUUAAUAGUAUAGAUAGAGAGCAAUAAUAAUAUCAGUUUUGUAUAUGGAUAUGUGAAAACUUUAAAUCUUUAGUGUUCAGAACAUGUUUUUAAUUAUUAGUAUGUAUAAACUCAUGAUUAGAGAUGUAUUAAAAAUCAUUUUAUAUCGCAAUGUUUAGUAGCGGUGCCAUUUUGUGACGUGUUUUAUACUAAAGUCAAGCGUACCUACUUGUGAAUAUUAACAAAGUUAAGUAGACCACACGGUACGGCACCAUCGUAAGACACAGUAAACGGACCUUUCGUCGACUUUAUUACAAGGACUUAUGGUCGACCAAGGGUUAAUUACUGUGUUGAUGUCAGUACUAGUGAGUACCCGGUCACGAGCUCUGCCGCGGCGCGCGCUGCGAGCCCGCACUGGGUCGGCUGCGUCGUGUGGCCGCGGCCACUCCUAUUCUAUACCGACCAUAACAUUGUCAUUAACAUAAAUUUAUGUAUUACUACACAAUCAUUUAAUUAUAAUUAUCUCAUGUUAAGCGACUUCGUAAUCACAGUACUUUAUGCAAUAUUAUAAUAGAGAGCUACAAGAGUUGUAAAUGGUGGUUAACUUUGAGACCAUUCCAUUAUAGUUACAAUUGGAAGCCAAAAUGACGACUUAUUUUUCUAAAAUGUUUUGUUAGAUUUGCAAAUAAAACGUUAAAAUAAAAUGUAGGCGUUAAUCGAUAUUGUAUUAAUAAGAAGACAUUCAGAUUUCCAAAGAUCUAAGGCUCAACUAAAUUCUUUUAGCUAGCUUAUGUAUUGCCAUUAUAAUUAUGUAUAUAUGUUAUUGCGAUAUAUCGUGCGACUGUUGAUGUCUCAAGUGACUGUUGGGGAAGUGAGUAUAUAUUUAGCUGUUAUAUCGAAGAUACAUCGCGUGCAAUUCACGGGGUUGUUAAACGAAAAUUAUGAUCAAGUCGUCUUUGUGCGUAGUUUAGUUAGGAUUUACAAACGAAGGUAAUGUACAGCGAUGUCACUUCAAUUUAGCCGCUUCAAUAGAAACCUUUGCGUUCGAGUACCAAUCACGAUCAUAGUUGAUAAUUAGAACCUUUACUUUGAGUAAAAAUAGAUACUUACCAAAAUAUUGUGAUACAACUUUUUUAACUGUAGUUUUCGCUCGGUUUAUUAAAACACUUUCUUUUCUUGGUAUUAUAGAGAGAAUGUCAAAGCGAACAUGGUCAAUACACUAAAUUGUGUAUAAAGUACAUAUGAAAAAAGUUAUGAAUAUUUAUUUAGACACUUUACGUAGAAUGUUCACGACUAUCUCGACUCCCAGAUAUGUAUCCGAUUAGUGUAAGCACAUUUGUUCAAGUAUAUUCUGGGCACUUGCCAAAUUAAUUUCCUAGAUUAUUGUUACAGUUUUAUGACAUUCUCUUACAUGUUAACCUCGAAGGUGCUAUAUGUUAGCAAUAUGAGUGCGCACCAACCAAUUGUCAUGGCUAACGAUAGUAUUCCAUAAUGAGAUUUAUGUGUAUAAAUUUACAUUUGACAAGGCGUUCUCGGCAACUGUGUUGUAGCUAGAGAAUUUAUUUUUAUACUUAGUAUACAGGGGUGUUUAUGAAAAGCAAAACGUAUAGUUUGCAUUUUUGAUGUCAUACCUUAUUCAAGUCUUUUAUGCACGUGUUUAUUCUUUUUUAUAAUAAAUUUGUGGUAAACGUAAGAAUAUGUUAAUCUUGUUACAAGAAUUAUGAUACAAUUGUAUUAUCAGCAACAAGUCAUUUUGAAUACAGAUUGCAAAGUACCAAUGAGAACAUGUCUGUAUAUAAUUUUAAUUAUGAUGUAAAUUACGGAAUCUCUUAUUUCCAACGGUAUCGCGCGUCUCUUUUGUGCUACUACGAUAUAUAAAUUGCUACCAUCAGUAAUCAGUUUACUGUUGCUUUUAUUUGAAUAUUGUGUAAAUUAUUAAUGACAUGUUGUAAUAAGUAUAUUUUAUAAUAGCCAUAAUUACUUGUUUUAUAUAAGGUAAGUCUGUAAAUACCAUGAUUAUACAUUAAGUUUUAUACUC